Solanum stenotomum is the source of this 1271-nucleotide messenger RNA. RefSeq names its product AT-hook motif nuclear-localized protein 10-like. The coding region runs from base 25 to 1005 and encodes 326 amino acids. NCBI's taxonomy places the organism in Eukaryota, Viridiplantae, Streptophyta, Magnoliopsida, Solanales, Solanaceae. The record is from RefSeq and is a predicted model, not a curated record. Gene Ontology annotation, molecular function: minor groove of adenine-thymine-rich DNA binding. The transcript has 5 exons.
UAAAAGUAAACACAGUACAGAAGAAUGUCUUUUGUUGAUUCCAAUGGAGUUCACGCAUCAAUGCAGCACUUGGUAUCAUCCGAUGGUGCUACGACGCCCUACUACCCUAUCAUGCCGCCGAUUUCAUCUCCACCUCCGACGACGGAGAUUUAUCAAGUUCCCACCCCCGGCAUUACCGUUCCCCUUCCCGAUCUAUCAGUGAUAACAAUCCCUAAUUCAAUUGAGCCGGUUAAGAGGAAGCGGGGAAGGCCGAGGAAGUAUGCUCCCGAUGGUUCUGCCAACUCGGGGAUAGUCUCUCCUCCGUCGGCGGCGCAGUCUGGCGGUGGAGUUUCGCCUACGGAGGGAGGAGAUGUACCUUUGCGGAAAAAAGGAAGGGGGAGACCACCUGGUUCUGGGAGGAAACAGCAAUUGGGUGAUUUAGGAUCAGCAGGUGCAGGGACUGGAUUCAAACCACAUAUUAUCACAGUACAAGCAGGGGAGGAUGUAUGGGCAAAACUAAUGUCAUUCUCUCAAAGUACCUCUCAAGCUGUCUGCAUCAUGUCAGCUAAUGGCUCCAUAUCUAAUGUGACACUUCAGCAAGCAGCAAUGUCUGUUGGAAAUGUAACAUAUGAGGGACAGUUUGAGAUCCUGUCUCUGUCUGGUCACUUUUUACCAUCAGAAUCUGGUGGCGAGCGCAUCAGGACAGGUGGUUUGAGUGUGUUACUAGCUGGACCAGAUGGCCAUGCUCUAGGUGGUGGUGUGGCAGGAGUUCUUACUGCUGCAUCGGCUGUACAGGUUAUUGUAGGCAGUUUUGGUAUGCAAGGUCAAAAGCAGUUGAAAUUGGAUCAUUCUGAUGGUUUUGGCGUGCCAUCCUUGCUGCACCCCCCUGGAUCAACAGCGGCUAAAAGUCCAUCGUCACUUGGAACUGUAAGCGAGUCCAGUGGUGAGCCUGUGAGCCCUCAUAAUCAGCUUGGUGAAACUUCGAAUAUUAGCACUCCUGUAGUUGCUAAUAACUUUCCCUGGUGAAUGAUAGGAGUGAUGACUUGCCUCAUUUCAAUGAUUAUCAUAUCGAGAACUUUGUGUUGAUAUUCCAUCCAUCCGUUGUUAGAGAAGCCAACCUUCGUGUUGGUUUAGAUUUUCUUUCUAAUUUUAUUAUAUAAGCACCGUUGUGUAAACAUUAAACGGAUCUCAUUGCUAUCAGCUGAAUUUUUUAUUUGGAAAUUGUCGAGUUCUAUUUCUCGACGAGGCAGAAAAUUUGAAGUUAUAUAAAACUCCUUGCGAGUUCUAGAAAA